AUGUACUUUAACCCAAUCGCAACCGGAGUAGCCGUCGUCGCUGGAGCCGUCGCACUUCCCGUGGCUAUCCCCCUGGCAGUAGGGGCAGCUGGCUUUGGCGCAGGAGGGAUCGUUGCUGGAACUUGGGGCGCUUCCUUGAUGGCGACUUAUGGAGGAGCCGUCAGCGUAGGCUCUGCCUGUGCUGCACUCCAGUCCAUUGGAGUGGUCGGUCUUGGAGCCUCUGGGACUGCGUUUGCCAGCUUUGUUGGAGCAGCGACUACGGGAGCGGUGGUCGCUGGCGUGAAUAGAAUCAAGGGUGAACAGGCCGCUGAUGCAUCUUGCGCACCUUGCAAAAAGACGACUUAG
Molecule: messenger RNA, 345 nt
Organism: Linnemannia hyalina
Lineage: Eukaryota; Fungi; Mortierellomycota; Mortierellomycetes; Mortierellales; Mortierellaceae
Source: the annotation of a GenBank genome assembly